Echinostoma caproni is the source of this 558-nucleotide messenger RNA. The record is from the annotation of a GenBank genome assembly. NCBI's taxonomy places the organism in Eukaryota, Metazoa, Platyhelminthes, Trematoda, Plagiorchiida, Echinostomatidae.
AUGGGAGUUCAUUUGAGUCUUACAUUUCUGGUCGUGUUCUCCCUCGUCGUUUGUGUGAUGUCAAAGUGCUGUUGUUCAGAAGAUGAGAAAACGACUCCAACCCGGCACCAGACGAAAACAACGAAACCCUCGAAGACCCAAUGGAUCACACCGAUACCGUCGGGAUCGAAAGGAAAAUGGGAUAGGAAUGAAUUCUUGGAGGAACACAAUCGCUAUCGUAACAUGAUAUCGACCGGCACGGAAACAAGUCAACCAAGAGCAGCCAAUCUUCCUAAACUGAUUUGGGAUACCGGAUUGGAACGCAAAGCAUACGAGAUGUCUCUCAGAUGUUAUUUCAAGCAUGAAACUACCGGAGAGAAUCUGUAUGUGCACACAAGCAAAGAUGCUGACCCCGUGAAACCGUGGUUUGAUGAACAAUCGGCCUACAGAUACACUCCGAUCAGUUGGUCGAAUUUGCAUGUGCACGGACACUACACUCAAAAAUCCAAUAUGCAGUUUGACCAGUUCAAAAAUGAGGAGUUUUGGGAAGCAGUGGCUGAGUUGUACGUGACGAUGUGA